AUGAAACAAACCAUUUAUAUAUUGUUCGUAUUAUUUGCAUUUUUCAAACCCACCGCUAGUGUAAGACAGCAAUCUAUUCGAGUAACUGGAACGCUAAAAUGUGGUGAUAGACCUGCAUCCAAUGUGCAUGUGAAACUAUGGGAUGAGGACGAUGGGCCUGACAGAGACGACGUCCUUGCUGAUAAAGAAACCGAUUCGAAUGGUUAUUUUGAUAUGGAGGGAAGUGCUCAUGAGCUACUGACAAUCGACCCCGUUCUCAAGAUAUAUCAUGAUUGCGACGAUGCACUGCUCGGUCAACGCAAGGUGAAAUUCCUCAUCCCCACCAAAUACAUUACUGUCGGAUCGCAUGCUAAAAAGCCGUUCAACAUCGGUGUGCUUAAUCUGGAAACGAUAUUUCCCGGGGAAGAACGCAAAAUUCUCUAA
This is a messenger RNA of Dracunculus medinensis (Guinea worm), 423 nucleotides long. The record is from the annotation of a GenBank genome assembly. Lineage: Eukaryota; Metazoa; Nematoda; Chromadorea; Rhabditida; Dracunculidae.